This is a messenger RNA of Stegastes partitus (bicolor damselfish), 999 nucleotides long. RefSeq names its product glutathione S-transferase omega-1. The transcript has 6 exons. Gene Ontology annotation, biological process: glutathione metabolic process. Gene Ontology annotation, molecular function: glutathione transferase activity; glutathione dehydrogenase (ascorbate) activity. Bases 80 to 799 code for a protein of 239 amino acids. Gene Ontology annotation, cellular component: cytoplasm. Lineage: Eukaryota; Metazoa; Chordata; Actinopteri; Pomacentridae. The record is from RefSeq and is a predicted model, not a curated record.
UGUGCAAUCGCUUCCUGGUAACGUUCUGCGUUUGUCCAGAGGCUUUUUUGUCGCUCCAUUACACACCUCAAGUGUCAAGAUGGUUACUCAGAAGUCUUUCGCCAAAGGAAGCGCUGAACCUGGUCCAGUGCCAAAAGACAAAAUCAGAAUUUACAGCAUGAGAUUCUGCCCUUUUGCCCAGAGGGCUAGACUAGUGCUGGAAGCCAAAGGAAUCAACCAUGAGACCGUCAACAUCCACCUGAAAGAGAAACCUGAGUGGUUCCUUGCAAAGAAUCCCCUCGGUCUCGUCCCAGUGCUGGAGUCGGCUGCUGGAGAGAUCAUUUGUGAGUCUCCCAUCACCUGUGAAUACCUGGACGAAGCUUACCCCGAGAAGAAGCUGCUUCCUUCCUCUCCUUAUCGUAAAGCUCAACAGAAGAUGAUGCUGGAGCACUUUUCCAAGGUGGUUCCAUACUUCUACAAGAUCCCAAUGGGGAGAAGGAAGGGCGAGGACGUCUCAGGCCUGGAAACUGAAAUGAAAGAGAAGUUUCGCCAACUAAAUGAGGAGCUUGUUAAAAAGAAGGCACAGUUCUUUGGCGGUGAUUCCGUCACAAUGAUCGACUACUUGAUGUGGCCGUGGUUUGAGAGGAUUGAGGUUUUUGGGCUGAAACACUGCAUGGAAGACGCACCUCAGAUGAAGCAGUGGAUGGAGCGCAUGUGGGAGGACCCAGCUGUCAAAGCCACCAUGCAAACUGCAGAAGCCCACAAGGUCUUCAUUGAUUCCUACGUCGAAGGGACACCCAACUAUGACUAUGGCCUGUAGAAAGUUCUGACCAAACCCUCAACUAAUCAUUCAGAUUAAAAGAGCAAACACAUAUCUGUACUGGACGUGUAAGAGGUAUUUUGAUAUCAUGGGAAAUGUAAAAUCUCCAUAAUGACAAUGAGGUACAAUAAUCCUUUGACUCAGGGUGUUUUCAGUAAUCCAAAGUAUUGUACUUAAAAUAAACUCCGUCCAUGCAAUGA